Molecule: messenger RNA, 2169 nt
Organism: Penicillium salamii
Lineage: Eukaryota; Fungi; Ascomycota; Eurotiomycetes; Eurotiales; Aspergillaceae
Source: the annotation of a GenBank genome assembly
AUGAAUGUUCCACAUGCCAACCCGCCUGGCUCAGAGCAACGACGUACUAAUGUAGCCUGUCGCAGAUGCCAUCUGAAAAAGGUCAAAUGCGAUGGAAAGGGGGGACUCCCUUGUACGGGAUGUAGGUCAACCAACACUGACUGCGUUCACAUUGAAUCACAGCGAGGGCGGUACAUCAGAAAGAGACCCCAAGGACAAAAGACAAAACGGAAGUCUCUCUCUCAGGCAAACCAACCAGACAUGGAAGUGGUCCUCCCACCAAGUUCCGUCUCACAACCCAGCUCCCAGCCUGGCUUUCCUCCAACUCCGAAGAAGACAUUCGACUUCUUCCAAAAGCCCAUCGAGAGAGCAGACCCAGAAGCAGAUGAUGUUUCCAGUCAGGACGAUGGCCUCAAGCUCUACCUGCAUAUCGCAGAUCAAGGUGUUAGCUCAAUGCCUCAACCGAUCUCGCGUGAAAAAGAAACUUUGUUCCUUGGUGAAUCCUUUAGCUUGACGUAUGUCGUCCACGAUGUUUUGGCACCCUUUCUCGGGACCGAGUAUGCUCCCCACUACCGCAAGCGUCUCCAUUUCCCUGUCGACGAAGCACUUGAUUCGUCCCUCGAGGCUCAACGGGACAUGGUAAAGCAGCAAAAGCGGUUGCUUCAAGACAGGAAUAUCUGGGUCCAGCCAGAUCCGACUGUUGUAGACCGGCUUCUGGUGGGUUACUUCAAGUGGUUUCAUCCAGCGUAUCCGGUGCUUGAAAAAAGCUCCAUUCUCUGCGAACUCAGCAAAAACCAGCUCUCCUUGCUCAUACUCAACGCCGUGCUCAUGAUUGCGGUCACGGUCUGUGAUGAGGCGGACUUGAGUCUUCUUGGAGUUGAGAAUCGUCAUCAAGGGCGUGAGCUUUUUUACCGUCAAGCUAGGGUACUAUACGAGACCGACUCCGAUCCUGAUAAACUACAUAAUGUAGUGGCUGCCUUCCUGAUCAGUUUUUGGUGGGGCGGUCCCAACGAUCAAAAGGACUCAUGGCACUGGCUAGGGAUUGCAGUCAGCUCGGCACAGAAUCUAGGCAUGCACCGUUCGUUAGUCAAUCUUUUCAUCAUUAUGAUCAAUAUCAGUAUUAAUACUUCUCUUGUUCCAGUACAGCAGAAUCCCACAUGUCUAGCAAUCGUGUCAAGAUGUGGAGACGUAUUUGGUGGUCCAUGGCUCGUCUUUGCAGCAUAUGUGCGUCAGUCCGAAUUGUCCUGUCCUCAAAUCGAUCCGUUGACCAGCAAUAUUCUAGUCAGCGACAUUAUAACCUCACGGUAUUCAGUGGUCAAACCAAAUAAUCCCACAGAGAAAAGAAUGCACCUUGAAGAGGAACUCGAAACCUUUCGCUUGGAAAUGCCCAAGCCUCUCAAAUAUGAUGGGAUCGGGGCAGACGGCGAUCUUAGCCUGUGGGCAGCAAUGUUACUGUUGGCACAUAAGUCAGUUCCAUACCAGAGGGAUAAUCCCAUUACGCUAAUUCAAGGAAUAUGUAGCUUUGGGGUCAUUCUGCUUAGUCGCCCUCCGCAUACGAGCUGUUUGGAGGCUCCUCAGCCUUGGGGCAACCAUUCAAAAGCCUUGGCAGCAGCAAACGAAGUUACUCGAGUAACAGAAGAUAUUCUCUCACUCUCUUUGGGAAGAAUAUGUCAAAUUCACACAAUUCCCGCACUCUUCAAUUCCCUCGCAAUGCAUGUUUUCACAAUAUGUACCUCGCACGCUAUUGAGCGACAAUUGGCCGAAAAUCGAGCUCGCACGUGCAUGCUCGGCCUAAUGUCCUUGCAGGAAUCCUGGCCUGUCAGUGGAUGGAUUCUGCGGCUGUUUGUUUAUAUUAUGGAGCGAUUGAAGACUCGACCAAACACACUGAACCCGGGAUCAUCUUCGUCAGCUAAUCUCCACGCCCGGGCCAAUCCUCCCUUUGAUAUGGGCUCGGGUGGCUCUCUGGUUACACAGAUUGGUGCGGCGGACACAGAUACUACAGUGCAAGUGCACUGUGAUGGAAAUUCAUACAACCAGCAAUCACAUUCAGACUCGGGAGUCACGGGUUCUCUGCUCGAAGAUGGGAAUUUAUUCCCAGACUUAUUUCUCAUCAAUGAGUUUGGUGUUGGGCUGGAGGCGUGCAACGUUGAUUUCUUUGAUCUGUUGCGGUUUCCAUCCGAGACAAUGUGA